Molecule: messenger RNA, 7172 nt
Organism: Poecilia reticulata (guppy)
Lineage: Eukaryota; Metazoa; Chordata; Actinopteri; Cyprinodontiformes; Poeciliidae
Molecular function (GO): zinc ion binding; nucleic acid binding
Source: RefSeq, a predicted model, not a curated record
CGUUAGACAAACACCAGAGCGGGGAUAGUCAUACAUCAUCUGGAUGGAGACUACAAGUUGACUGCAAGGAGAUUCUUUUCUGCUGGAGAGGUUGACGCCAGUGGUGAUUUCCUACAAACUUAUUCUGGAAAGAGAAGGCAUGGAUAUUUAGGUUUGUCCACAACGCGAGUGUUUGUUCGACCAUGGAGUGCAGCCUUUAUUGCCAGAUCUGUUGCAAAAGAUUUGAAGCGGUGCUUCAAUUUAAGCAACAUAUUACUUCAAAAGGACAUAAACAGAUGCUUCAAGAUGUUUUCCAAAAAGAAUUCAUACACUGCACUUACCGGAUACCCUACAUUGCAUUUGUGACUCCAAAGUGCAAAAAUAUUGGGUUUCAGAAACCUGCUGUUGGCCUGUCUCUGAUCACUCUGUGUUUCAGUCAAAAGCCUGAUUUAAGUUUUUACCUCUGCCAUGUUUGUAAGGAUACAUACACCAUGGACACAAUUUUAUGCCACACAUUUUCAGAAUGCCACUGCUUUCACUACUUUGUAUAUACAAACCCAGAUUAUUUAAGUUUCUCCUGGAAACCCGACGUGGACAUGGCGACCGUUAUGGGGUGGAAGCUCAAAAGGGAAAGCAGAAAAUCUGAGCUUCAAACCUUGCGGUUAUUGCAUUUACCCCCGCCGCUCAUUAAGAAGCUCAUGUUAUCAACCUACUCAGAAGUGAUGCAAACCUUACGUGAAAAUGACAAACUUCUUGAGAGGUUUGAAACUGUGCACCAAAACAGGGUGACUCUUCAAGGUUACCACAGCAACCACAACAGACAGCAUCCGCUUCUUGGACUGCAGCACAUUGUUGAAUGCUUUACUUCUGAGCCAGAACCGAAGUACUACCUCUGCACACUGUGCCGGCUUGUGAUUCCCAGCCACACGAUCAUCGGACAUUUACUGAGCUCUGACCACGUACACUUGUAUUUUAAAGCAUGGUAUCCCUCAACACUGACCUCAAACGAGUUGGACAGGAAUAGUUUUCUGCUUGAUUGUGCAAAGCAAGCUGAGAAAAUUCAUGCUGCUGAAAAUGUUUCUGUGCAGCAAGUGGAGCUGCAGCCCGAUGUCUUCAAGUCGGUGAAUUUUGAUUCCUAUUCAGAAGCCUUGAAGAGUCUGGAAUCCGUCACAAAGAGAUGCUUAACUGUAAGCAUUAAACCAGGCGAUAAGAUUGAUCAUCAUCCAGCCUCUGCUCCUUCAACUAAGGAGGUCAAAUGCAUUUUGUACUGCCAGAACUGCUGUACAAGUUUCUCCAAUAUGUUCAAGUACUUGGAGCAUUUAACAAGCAAACAACACAUAAGGAUAAUGCAGGAAAUUUCUCAAGAUUUCACAGGACACUUUUAUGACCGAGGAAAGUUCUACGUGGACCUGUACACGUACAUCAACGAGUCUUUAAAGACAAAUGUGCCACCUGUCGGAACAUCUCUGGUUAUGACGUGUCUCACCUCGGUUUCUAACGAUGACCCAUUUUAUCUGUGCUUCGCCUGUCAGGAUUGGUUUUGUCAGGCUGACAUCCGGAACCAUUUUGAAUCCCGAAAGCAUCUCAUAAGCACUCAGUUGUAUCAGAAUCCCUGGCUGCUGCCUUUUGGCUGGGACGGAGACCUGGACGACGGGACCCUGAGGUGGACGGCAUGGAAGGAGGAACAAAAUGGAGCCCGGAUCAUCUUGAAGAUUUUUGACGUUCCACACUCAGUAUUUCAGUGGCUACUCACAGACACUCGCUACGAACAAGUAUUUCGCAGCCUUCAAGUGCAGUAUCGUGGUUUUAUGCAUAGAGUACCACAGAGGAAGACAUGCAGCAAACAUAAAGGGAAGGAGUUUCCUCUGCUAGGCCAAGAGUUCCUCGCUCUCCACAACGUGGCCUUAGCACCGAACGAGGAGGAUGUAGGAUGCCUGUGUUUGCUCUGUGAAAGGAGGCUGUGCAAAGAGGAAAUCGAAGCUCACGUCUUCAGUCGGGAACACGUAUCAAAGUUUCUGGACUGUUUUCAUCCGGGCUCACUGACUUCCUGUGCUGUCGACGCUGAAACUCUUCUGGACUUGGCAAAGCAGGCAGCAGGGCUUCACCCUCUGUCUUGCAUGCAGAAAAUUUCCUUGGACAAACCAAUGUGGGAUUCAUGCAGUUACCAAGAAGCAAAGAUGUUCUUGACAAAUGUAAAGCGGAUAACGGAUUAUGAAAAUCUUGUACCUCCAAUAAACCCAAUGCGGAAACUGGUUUCCAGGAUCCCUCUGAAACCCACUAACAAACGGCAAAAGACAGAGGACCAGAAAACAUGCACCGUCACUGACACGAAAGAAAAAGGCCUGAAUCAAGAAGAACAGGGUAGUGCCAAGGAGGCACUGUCGAGAGAAACCAAAGAAGGAUCUCAAAAGGUGUGUCUGAAGGACUUAAAAAAUGAAGGAGCGACAGUCCUGCCAGUGAAGUUGAGCACAGAAGAGGCUAUGACUGAAAACCCAAAGGAGAAGGUCGUGGAGAGCCAGAGAAAUACUGAAGAGAAUAACAGUGCUCCGACUAAACCGGAAGCAACCCAACAACAAACAAACAAGAGAAAAAGGCCAAUGAUUCCAGAUGAAGCCAGUGAAAAUGGAUGCAAAAUGAGCCCAAAAAGACAGCGGCUUGCCUCUGACGAGUCGCAUUUUGAAGAAUCCACCAAAAUGUCACACGAAAGUGGCACAAAAGUGACGAACACAAAUGCAGCUGAUAAGGAAGAGGAUCACAAGAAGGCGGUGUGUUAUUCCAAUGAGCGAGGCGGAGUCCCAGACUCAUCCGAUAAAAAACCCACAAGCAACAGACCAGACCAACGGAAAUCAUCCCUCUCUGAGAAUUCCCACACUUCACCUGUUCCCAAAAGUAACAAAGAGCCCGCCGAUGGGAGAAGCGGUGCUGGCUCAAGUCCUCGAAGCGCAAACGCAAAAUAUAAAGCGGACGUUUCUCCAACCAAAACAAAAUCAUUAACGUCUGAAGCUGCUACUAAAUCUGAAAAACCGAGAACCGUUCCUUCCACCGCUCCAAUGAAUACUUUGAAAUCUACCGCAGGCCCUUCCACACAGACAAAAACCACUUCAAAAACAUCCACUCCACAGUUCCAGACAGCGUCCAUGGCACCAAAAGGUCAAACGCCAUCUAAAGAAACAUGCAGCGCUGCAUCCUCAUCCGACACGGGAUCUGCAGCAACGCUUAAACGCAAACAUCCUCUCAAAUCCAAAGACCCGGCAGCACUUAAGACUGAGGAAGCGUCAUCUGCCGCUUCUGAAAUGGCUAAACCACAAGUCAUAAACGUAAAUACCAAACCUUCUGUAAAGACAUUGACGGGGGGAAACCCGGACUCUGAAACGGCCGCUCGCAAGAGGAAACCGCCGGCCUCCCAUCACCGGAAACCAGAAGAAGCAAAGAAGGUAUGGAAAGACCUGCCUCAUGACGCUUCGAGUAAGACGACGCCUGGUGGAAACUUUCCUAAAGUUGGAUUGAACUACCUUGUUGUGGUGUCCUGUGAGCGAAAGCAGCAGGUCUUCUGUCUGUUGUGUUCAGUCAGACUAAAUGCAUCCAGCCACCCGAGGAACCCCGUCCACCAGUACAAAUAUGUGAAAAUGAAAUAUCCUGAAUGGUCUGGGAAGGAGAACAUGGAAAACGAGUUAAGCCGCAUCGUUCAUAAGUUGGCAAAUGUUGACAAAGAGUUGCCUCACACUCAGAUUGUUCAGAGAUUGGAGGUGAAAACGGAUGAGUACCAAACACUGAGAAAACUCCCAGACCACUUGGCUAUAGAAAACGUGAAAACACUGUUGAAGCAGAGAGACCUGAAGGCCUCGUCGUCUCGCUUGGUCGAUGACACAGAGCAUCCUCCCAAGGACAUUUCCAGUCCCUGUGACGUUUCAAGCUCAGGUGAUUGGAUCCCAGCGUUUCACGAUGACAUGUCAGACUCUGCAGACGACCAUCAACUCUGGGCAAGCCUGGACCAAGCGUCGGAAAUUGAGUGCGCCGAUGAAGAUGACGCAGCCGUGUCUGCAGGUCAGUCAUUGAGCGAAACGAGCUCGGAUGAAGAAGACGUGCAAGUGGUUGAAGAGAUCCAGGAUGAAGCCAUGCAAACCCAGGAUCCACAACAAGUCUUGGAUCAAUGUGCUCAAGCUGAAGAUACGGCAGCCUCCGAUCCAGAAACGAUCCAGAAAAGUGCGGAAAGGCGUCGUCCAGCUGAGUUACAGAGACACCAGAGCUCAAGUGGUAAAAACCUAGAAGCACAAAAUCUGAUUCAGGAGCACCAACAAUCAAUGAGUGACAGUAAAAUUAACCCAAAUCCCAUUCCAGACUAUAAAGCUGAAGACGUAGCAGAAACUCCCCAGCAGAAUCAGCUGAUGGUGCAAAAUGACAGUCGGCCUCAUCGUGAAGUCGCGCUUUCAAGAGAGAGCCUGGCAACAAGUGUGGAAACGACGUCCAAGAAUCAAGAUAGUCUUCUAACUUCAGAAAGACAGCGGUUGAAGAGCGAUGCAGCUUUCCAGGAGCCGCAGAAAGCAGAGAAAGUGUCGCCUGCGACAGUGGCAGGAGAGCAGAACCAAUCGGGCCACAAAGCCGAACCAGCUCCCGCGCUCCACUUACGACCUGAAGAGCGCAGUUCUUCACAGGCAAACUCCGCUGCUUUGACUGGAAAAAAUGUUCUACAAUCCAGUGAUUUGCGAAUUUUCCUGACGGCAAGUAAUCAGGAUCCCAAUAAGGUUGCUGGCAGGGCGUAUGUGUGGGAGUGUCAUAGUUUAAAACAUCAGAAAACUUUCCUGUGCGAAACCUGUGAAGAGAUGCUCUCAUCCCGAGAUAUCUGUCAGCACAUGGUCAGCCUCGACCACCAGCUCAAAUUCUUGUGGAGGGAGGACCAAAGGUUCCUGGAAAUGUUUUGGCUGCAGGAUGACUUACCCACGGACUUUAAAAAUCAGGUUUUAAUGAAUGUUAUCCAAGAACUGUCAAAGCGGGAGAAGGCUCUUAAUGUUGAACCAGAGUGCAUAUGGCUGACAUCUGAGUCCCAUAAGUUUCUCCUAGCAGCUCCUUUCAGUAAAGCAUUAGAACUUUUGAAAAGCAUCAGAGAUAAAGAUUUGAGUGAUGAGUGUCAUCCAUCUGGCUCUGCUGGCCAUCAGCGUCACAAGAACGGACAGCAGACUGCAGAGCCGCAGAGCAUACAGGAGUCUCUUCCUGCAAACAGCAUGUCGGCUCAAAUGCUCGAAAAAGACCAAGGAAGGGAAAUGGCUGAUCAGAAUCCAGGUAAAGCACAGCCUAAAGAGCCAACCCCGGCUGAAAGCUUUGAUGCUGCUGGAAGUGGAAGAACCUCAGGGAUGGACGUAAUCUCUUCCUCUUCAAAGAAUGACCAUGUGGUCCUUCCAGACCCAAAUGUUGCUGCACAAAACCUGAGGCCUCUAGAAGUGAAUUCUCCAAACUCAAAGAUUGAUCCCGUUGUUCCUUCAAGCUCCACUGUUGUAGAUCUCAGUCUAGAGCCCUGCAGUAGUUCUCUCCAGCCACACUACAUAUCGUCCGUCUCUCAGAUUGGAGGAACCCCUCGUCCUCAAGAGCUGAAUGCUCCUUACUCAAGACAUAACCUCGUUGUUCCUUCGGGUCCCACAAAUCCCAAACCAAACACAUUUAGUGGUGAUCCUCUACAGCCAGGAUUCCAUACGGGUGUCUCUCAGCUCAGACGAAACUCUGGUCCUCUUGACGUGAGCUCCAACUCGGUAACUGAACUGAUUCCUUCAAGCUCUAUAAAUCUCGAUCAACCGAUCAGCAGUAUAAACUGGCGACUUGCUUCAAAGCUACUCUCUGUAUUAAAGACUGGAAAUCAGUCAGCUUUACAUACUGCUGAAAGGAGAGAGGGUAUGACAAUGAGCCAGUCACUUGUUCCUCAAGAAAACGCUUUAGUUCCCACCACUGACCUCGGAGAGCCACACAGGUUACACAUCAGUGUUCCUAAGGAGAUCAGCAGAAUAGGAAGGCCAAAGCCCAGUGAGACUGGGAUCAAUCAGCUGCCCAUUAAUGCCAUCAUAACCUCCAGGUCCAGCCACAUUAAGCAGACGUUCAAAGGCCAAACUCGCACUGACGUGAGCAGAUGGCAACAGCCGCCAACACCGAGCCACACUGAGACCGCGGCAUCUCCAGGAGGCGUUGACCCUUACAUCCAGCCUGCUUAUCCCCCAAGUAAUGUGCAUCCGGGUUCUGCUCCAACACAGAGCCAGCUUCCCCUCGAUGCUCUUGGAUACCAGCAGUAUCCAAGAGCUGGAUACUGCUGGUAUCCAAACCAGAGCUACCUUCAGCCGGUAGUGAACCCCAUGAACAUGCAUUCGUUCAGUUUCAGUUUAACAGAGCAGAUGCCUGUAGUUUGGACGAAUGCCGAUAUGCAGAUGUACAAUUCCAGAAGGCCAGAAAGUGAGCAGUGACUUUACCCAAUUUUGUUUGGUCAGCAUUUUAAAAAAAAUACAAUCUCUUCAGCUCAGUUUGGUGUUUUCUUUUAAUUCCAGAGCUCUGUCUAAUGUAAAUAUGACUUCAUAUCGUCAGUGUUAUCUUGUUAAAACAAAUAGGUGUUUAUCUUUCUGACCUAUUUCAAAGGUUAUAAGUGGUCUCACUACAAAGAGGCUUCCCGACUUGAAAAUGAUGUUAAGCUACCUCGGUGUUUUUGUGCAUGCAUGAGUUUUUUUUUUUUUUUUUUAUAAACAGGCAUAUUUCUUGUUUGAUGCGUCUGUUCAAUGUAAAAUACGUUUUAUUUCAUUGGUGUAUAUGAAUAAAAUGUAUGUUUUGUCUACUUUUUUACAAAAUAACUUUAGUCCAAUUGUUUAUUUGGACUAAAUCGUACACUUUGCAUGACUUUGAAAAAUCUGAAAGAGUUCUUUAUGGACAUGAAUGUCAUAAUCAGAAAACAAACUUGUGGAUUUUAAAUCCAGGCAUUAAGUUCAAAAUGGAUUUAUGGAUUGUAUCCAACAAACCCAGGUCUAAACUAGACACCCACCACCUCUAAUAUUAAGAUGAGCAUGCCUGUGGUGUAUUUUCUCAGUGGUGCUUUUCAUGGUGCUGAUGUAGUAAUGCUUUAAGAGAAACGGCUGCUGCUGCUCAUUUUGCAAGGGUCAGUUACAGCUUUACGCCGCAGCAGCAAUCGAUUGACAAUAUUGAAUAAAAUGGUUUUAAUAGAAAAUGAA